This is a messenger RNA of Paramecium pentaurelia, 8623 nucleotides long. Lineage: Eukaryota; Ciliophora; Oligohymenophorea; Peniculida; Parameciidae. The record is from the annotation of a GenBank genome assembly.
AUGAAUAAUAAAUUCAUCAUACUCUCAUUGUUGCUUGCUUUAGUAGCAAGUCAAACAUACAGUUUAACAUCAUGCACAUGUGCAUAAUUGUUAUCUGAAGGAGAUUGCAUCAAAAAUGUUUCACUUGGAUGUUCAUGGGAUACAACAAAAAAAACUUGUGGAGUUUCAACAACUCCUGUCACUCCAACAGUGACUUAUGCAGCAUAUUGUGAUACAUUUGCUGAAACAGAUUGCCCAAAAGCUAAACCAUGUACUGAUUGUGGUAACUACGCCGCUUGUGCUUGGGUUGAAAGCAAAUGUACAUUCUUCACAGGAUGUACACCUUUUGCUAAAACACUUGAUUCUGAAUGUUAAGCAAUCAGUAAUAGAUGUAUUACCGAUGGAACUCAUUGUGUUGAAAUUGAUGCUUGUAGUACUUACAAAAAGUAACUUCCAUGUGUCAAAAAUGCUGCCGGAAGCUUAUGCUAUUGGGAUACAACAAAUAACACUUGUGUUGAUGCCAACACUUGUGAUAAAUUACCAGCAACAUUCGCAACAGACAAAGAUUGCAGAGAUGUGAUUUCAACUUGUACAACAAAAACCGGAGGUGGAUGUGUUGAUAGUGGAAAUAACUGCAGUGAUUAAACAUUAGAAAUUCAAUGUGUUUGGAAUAAAUUAAAAACAACUGCUUGCUAUUGGGAUGGAGCUGCAUGCAAAGAUAGAAUUUGUGAUAAUGCACCAACCAGUUUGACAACUGAUGAUGCUUGUAAGACAUUUAGAACUGAUGGAACAUGCACAACAAAAGCAAAUGGAGGUUGUGUAACUAGAACUACAUGUGCUGCUGCAACAAUUUAAGCAUCAUGUAUCAAAAAUAGUUCAGGUGGUGAUUGUUAUUGGACAGGAACUGCCUGUGUCGAUAAGACAUGUGCAAAUGCUCCAACUACCAUGACAACUAAUUCAGCAUGCGCAGGAUUUGUUACAGGAUGUAUCACUAAAUCUGGUGGUGGUUGUGUUGCUAAUGGAGCUUGUUCUGUUGCUAAUGUUCAAGCAGCUUGCGUUAAAAAUUCAAGCAAUUUUGAUUGCAUUUGGGAUACAACUUGUAAAGAAAAAACAUGUGCCAAUGCCCCUACAACUAAUAACACUCAUGAUUUAUGUACUUCUUAUUUAUCUACUUGUACUGUUAAGUCAGGUGGAGGAUGUUAAAAUAGAACAUGUGCCAAUGCUCCAACAACUAUGACUACCAAUGAUGCAUGUGAAGCUUAUCUCACUGGAAAUAAUUGCAUAACAAAAUCAGGAGGUGGAUGUGUAACAAAUACAACAUGUGCUGCAAUAACUUUAGAAGCUGCUUGUGUUAAGAAUUCUUCUGCAUCAACUUGUUUUUGGGAUACUGCAAGUUCAAGCUGUAAAGAUAAAACAUGUGUGAAUGCUCCAGCAACUAACACUACUCAUGAUCUCUGUUAAGCCUUCUUAAAUACUUGUACAGUAAAUUCAACAAGUGCAGGAUGUGUUGAAAAAACAUGUGAAAAUUCGUUGGUUUUGGCUAUUUGUGAUAAAGAUACAAGCAAUAGAGCAUGUAUUUGGAAAGGAAAAUGCUAUAAGAAAUAAUGUGUGUUAGCUUCAUCUGCCACAACUACUCAUGCUGACUGUUAAACUUAUCACUCUACAUGUACCUUGAGCAAUUCAGGCACUGGAUGUGUUCCACUCCCCCUUAAAUGCGAAGCUAUCACUAUUGAAGCUGCUUGCAAUUUGAAAGCUAAUGGUUAACCAUGUGGAUGGAAUGGAUCUUAAUGUAUUGAUAAAGCUUGCUCAACUGCCUCUAAGACAUUCACUACAACUUCAUAAUGCACAGGGCACAUAUCAACUUGUGUUGCAAAUAAUCCUGUAACUGUUAAUGGUUCUUUGACAAUUUAAGGAUGUUAAGAUUUACCAACAACAUGCGCAGCUAGAAAAUCAUCAGAAAAUUGUGAAAUCACAAGAGUUGGAUUCCCAACAUGUUUAUGGGUCUCAUCUUCUACUUCAUGCGUUGAAAAAUCAUGCGCUACUGCUAGUACAGUGGGAACAACAGGUGCACUCUCUGCAGGAGGAUUUACUUUUUCUGGUUGUUAAACUUAUCUAAAUACUUGUAUUUCAAAUAAUACUGCUGAUGGAUGCAUAGCUAAGCCAUCUAGUUGUUCAUCAUUAGUUUCAAGUAAUUGUUAAAAUGGAUCUAAAGCAAGUGGAGAUUGUUAUUGGAAUGGCAGUAGUUGUGUUGAUAGAACUUGUGCAAACAUUAUCCAAACAACUCAUAACAGUUGUAAUACUACAUUCAAUUAAUGCACAGUGAAUAAUGGAGGAACAGCAUGUUAAACAUUGGCAACUGCCUGCACAUCUUAUUCAACAUAAGAAAAUUGUAAAUUUACAUCAACAAAUAAGAAUUGUGUUUGGACUGGAUUAGCUUGUAGAAAUGCCACUUGUGCUGAUGCUCCCGAUACUACAUCAUAUGAUAGUGAUACAGAAUGCUUAGCUUACCCAACACCAAGCGAAACCUGUACAGUUGUUUACAAAGUUGGAGCUUAAGGAUGUGUAUCAAAAUCAGCAAAUUGUUCAGAUUACAUGACAUCAGCUUAAUGCCAUAAAACUCUCACAAAUCUAACAGCCAAUGAUGAUUGUAAGUGGAUUGUUGAUAGAUGUUAUGCAUUGUCCUCUUUUGCUACAGGAGCUUGCACAACAUUCAAAGGUACUAAAACAAUGUGUGAAGGAUAUAGAGCAGGAUGUACAAACAUCGUAGGUGCAGCAUCUUCAGCAUCUUGUACUUUAGAUUGUACUUUGAAAACAGGAUCAGGUUUGACAUUUGCAGAUUGUUAAGCAUUAGAUUCUACAUGUUCAGUCAAAAAAGAUGGCACUGGUUGUAUUGCUAUCUAAUCUACUUGUGCUGGAUAUGGAUCAACAGCAGCUAAUUGUUUCAGGUCAAGUGCAAGUGGAAAUGCAGGAUACUGCACAAUGAACACAAAUUGCCAAUCAGUGACUUCAGCUUCUGAAUGUGCAUUAGUGACUGGAUUAACAGGUUUGGAUCAUUCUAAAUGUUAGCUAUAUCACUCUUCCUGUACAUCCUUAAAAGAUGGUACUGGAUGUUAGGAGUAUAAGACAACUUGUUCAGGUUACGCAGCCACAAACAAUUGUGCAACUUCUGGAUAAGGAAAAUGCUUCUUUGAUGUUGAAUGUUUACGUUUUACUAAUUGUGCUUCCAUUACUGGAACAGGAUUAACCAAUAUUAAUUGCGCAACUUAUGAUGCAGGUUGUGUGGCAAAUGUAAACGGAACAGCUUGCUAAGAAAAAUUAGCAACAUGUGAUUUGUAUUUAACUCAAAACUCUUGUUCAACCUCAGCAGCUGGAGCAACAGCAGAUAAAUGCGCAUGGAGUGGAACCGCUUGCCUUGCAGUUACAACAGUUGCUACCCAUUGUGCAUAUGUUACUGGAACUGGACUGACAAAUGCAAUAUGUGCCACAUAUAAUGUAGGUUGUACAGCUAAUAGAACUGGAACAGCAUGUCAGGAGAAAAAAGCUACUUGCGAUUUAUACUUAACAGAAGCCACCUGUUCAACAUCAGCAGCUGCAGCAACAGCAGAUAAGUGUGCAUGGAAUACUGCAGGAUCAGCUUGCCUUGCAGUUACAACAGUUGCUACCCAUUGUGCAUAUGUUACUGGAACUGGACUGACAAAUGCAAUAUGUGCCACAUAUAAUGCAGGUUGUACAGCUAAUAGAACUGGAACAGCAUGUCAGGAGAAAAAAGCUACUUGCGAUUUAUACUUAACAGAAGCCACCUGUUCAACAUCAGCAGCUGCAGCAACAGCAGAUAAGUGUGCAUGGAAUACUGCAGGAUCAGCUUGCCUUGCAGUUACAACAGUUGCUACCCAUUGUGCAUAUGUUACUGGAACUGGACUGACAAAUGCAAUAUGUGCCACAUAUAAUGCAGGUUGUACAGCUAAUAGAACUGGAACAGCAUGUCAGGAGAAAAAAGCUACUUGCGAUUUAUACUUAACAGAAGCCACCUGUUCAACAUCAGCAGCUGCAGCAACAGCAGAUAAGUGUGCAUGGAAUACUGCAGGAUCAGCUUGCCUUGCAGUUACAACAGUUGCUACCCAUUGUGCAUAUGUUACUGGAACUGGACUGACAAAUGCAAUAUGUGCCACAUAUAAUGCAGGUUGUACAGCUAAUAGAACUGGAACAGCAUGUCAGGAGAAAAAAGCUACUUGCGAUUUAUACUUAACAGAAGCCACCUGUUCAACAUCAGCAGCUGCAGCAACAGCAGAUAAAUGUGCAUGGAAUACUGCAGGAUCAGCUUGCCUUGCAGUUACAACUGUUGCUUCAGAAUGUGCAUAUGUUACUGGAACUGGACUGACAAAUGCAAUAUGUGCCACAUAUAAUGCAGGUUGUACAGUGAAUAGAGCUGGAACAGCAUGCUAAGAAAAACUAGCCACAUGCGCUACAUAUGCUGCAAAUUAAGCAGCCUGUUCAAUAUCAUAAGCUGCAUCAACUGCUGCUAAUUGUGCAUGGAGUGGAACAGCUUGUGUUGCUGUUACAACUGUUGCUUCAGAAUGUGCAUAUGUUACUGGAACUGGACUUACUGAUGCAAUAUGUGCCACAUAUAAUGCAGGUUGUACAGUGAAUAGAGCUGGAACAGCAUGCUAAGAAAAACUAGCCACAUGCGCUACAUAUGCUGCAAAUUAAGCAGCCUGUUCAAUAUCAUAAGCUGCAUCAACUGCUGCUAAUUGUGCAUGGAGUGGAACAGCUUGUGUUGCUGUUACAACUGUUGCUACAGAUUGUGCUUUUGUUACUGGAACUGGACUUACAAGUGCUAUAUGUGCCACAUAUAAUGCAGGUUGUAUCAAUUUAAAGGAUGGUACUGGUUGUUAAGAGGCCAAAGCCAAUUGCAAAGAUUACACAACAUCAAAUAAAUGUUCUGCACAGACAACUAGUACUCUUUCAUGUCUUUGGAUUGAUAAUUCUUGUUAUCCAAUUACUGAUUUAAAUUGUAGUGCUAUUACAGGAUCUGGACUUGAUCAUGCUUAAUGCUAAGCCUACAGCACAGGUUGUACAUCUGUUUCUGAUGGAAGCAAAUGUUAAGACUUUAAAUCAACUUGCGAAUAAUAUCCAGGUACAACUCUAGGUUGCACAAAAACUGCUACCUCAAAAUGUUAUUUAUAAGGUUCUGCUUGCAUUACAAUAUCAAAUGUUGCAACUGAUUGCGCUAAAAUAACUGGAUCUGCUGGAGCCAUAACAUACGAAAUUUGUUAAUCGUAUAAUGUAGGUUGUAGUGCAAAUAGAGCAAGAAGUGCUUGUGUCUAAUAAUAAGCAUAAUGUUCAGGAUAUACUAGUGCAAUGACAAGUUGUUAUAAAUCAGGAGCUGGUCUAUGUAUUGCAAGUACAAAUACAGAUACUGCUUGUGUAGCUGCAACAGCUGCAACAACUUGCGAUGCUGUGUAUUUAGGAGCAGGAAAUUACAGCAGUGCCAAUUGUAAUGAAAUGAAGACUGGAUGUACAAAUAAUUUAACAACUGCAUGUGUAGCAAAAACUUGUGCAAAUGCUGUGGUUACAUUUAAUCAUACAAAUUGUAAUAGUUAUCUCAACACCUGUACUGUAAAUUCUGGAAACAGUGCAUGCUAAACUAUGGCAUCUAAAUGUUCAGAUCAAACUUAAGCUUCUUGCCUUUACUCAGUUGAAGGAGAAUGUGUAGUAGUAGGUACAUCAUGCGUACGAAAGACUUGUGAUACUGCAGCAACUGAUGCUACUCGGGAUGAUGACACUGAAUGCUCAACUUAUUAGCAAUCUUGUACUGUUGCUAGAUUAGGAGCUUGCCAAGUCAGAGCAGCUUGUGCUUCUUACAAAUCUUCACUCUAAUGUAAAUUUAAUACUAGUGGUGGAAAAUGUUUUUGGAAUCCAACUAAUAAGACAUGUGUUGAUUUGAAUUGCGGCAACAUAGAAGCCUCAAGUUUAUACGAUACUCAUAAUGAAUGUGUUGUUGUUGAUGCAACACUUGCUUGCACAGUCAGAGCUACAAAUGGUGCUGCCGUUUAAGGAUGUAUGGCUAGAGGAGCAUGCAGUUCAUAUACAAUUGAAGAACAAUGUAAAACAAACGCAAGUAAUGGUGUUUGUGUUUGGAAUACUAAUGCUAAUUUGCCAGCACCUGCUUGCUAAGAUAAGUCUUGUACCAGUGCUCCAACAUCCACUACAACUCAUAAUGAUUGCUAUGCUUACUACAAUACUGCAACAGUAAAAUGUACUGUUGUUGCCACUCCAAGCAAUAGUGGUGGUAAUCCAACUUUAGGAGGAUGUUAACAGACUGCUGCUUGUUCAAGUUAUAUUGAUAAAGAAUAAUGUUAAAUCAACGCCAAUGGUGAUCCAUGUGGAUGGAAUGGAACAUAAUGUGCUGACAAAUCUUGUGCUACUGCUCCUGCAACUGCAGAUUAUGAUGAUGAUACUAAAUGUAGAGCUUACAUUACUAAUAAAUGUACAGUCUCAGAUUCUGGAUAAGGAUGUGUAGAAAUUCCUGCAACAUGUGAAACUAUGACAUAGAAGUAAUGUUACUAUAAUAAGGCUGGAGAUCCUUGCUAUUGGACAGGAACAGCUUGUAUUACAAAAUCAUGUGACAAUGCUCCUGAUGCAACUGCUACUGCUGAUGAAUGUAAUACCUAUUUAGCUGGAUGUACUUUAGAUAAUGUUAAAUGUAAAACUAAAGUUUGUGAAGAUUUUGCCUUUGCUACUGAUGCUUUAUGCAAACAAGCUAUCUCUACCUGCACAACAAAUGGAACAAAUUGUGUUACAAGAGGAACAUGCUUCUAAGCCUUAAGUCAAGCUGGAUGUGUCACAUCCUCGACAAAUUAAUAAUGUGAAUGGAUACCAGCUGUUUUAAAUGCUGCAAAUGUAAUCACUUCACCUGCUUAUUGUACAAUUAAAAAUUGUAGCACUGCUCCAAUUACUUUAACAAGUGAAGCUGCUUGCGCUGGAUAUUUUACAAAUUGUACAACAAAGAAUGGUGGAGGAUGCGUUACUAAAUCAACUUGCUCAGCUGUCACUAUUGAUGUAGCUUGCACAACUGCUUUGAAUGGUACUGUAUGUGCUUGGGAUAGUGCAUAAAAUAAAUGCAGAGAUAAAGAUUGCUAAGAUUUCAGUGGAACUACUCAUGCUGCAUGCUAGGCUUAAAGAGCUGGAUGUACAGCUGGAGCUAGUGGAAAAUGUGCUAGAGUAUAAAAUUGUGAACAAACUUCAGUAAGAGCAGCUUGCAUAGAAGGAACAAAUGGACCAUGCUUGUGGAUUGAUAAAUAUCUAAAUACUGAUGGAACUAAAGGGGCUUGUUUCAGAUAUACAUCAUGCAAGAGUUUAACUUGGAAUAAUGAUAGUUCAUGCAAAUGGAUAAGUAAUAAAUGCACAACUAAUGGUUCAAAUUGUGUCGGAAUUACUUUAUGUUCAGAAACUAACACUGACGGAGGUUGUGUCACUGGAUAUGACGGAGCUUGUAUUCAAUCAGUACCAGCCUUGAAUUCUUCAGAUCCAAAAGUAUGUAAACCUUACACCUCAUGUGCUGAUGCUUUCUACACAACUCAUUCAGAUUGUUAAAUUGCUAGUAGUAAGUGCACAACUAAUGGAACAACCGGUUGCAUUGCUUUAGGGUCAUGCUCAUCAUAUACUGCUUAGGCUGGAUGUUACUUCAAUGAUAAGGGAACUCUAUAUACAUCUGGAGCUAUUACAUCCACUGGUAUUUGUACAUGGGAUACUACAUCAAGUAGUUGCAGAGAUUAAUCUUGUGCUGAUUUGACAGGCACAACUCAUGCAACAUGUUCUUCAUAAUUAUCAACCUGCACAUCAGAUGGAACUACUUGUUUACUUAAAGGAGCCUGUACAUCUUACACAACUUAAACUGCUUGCACAACAGCAGUUGGAUCUGAUGGAGCAUGCUACUGGGAAUUAGCAUCUGCUACAAAUAAUAAUACUGCAAAAUGUAGAUUACUUACUUGUGCUGAUAUUCAAAAUGGAACAGCAACUAACGUUUGUUCUGUAGCCUUGUCAACUUGUGUUUCAAAUGGAACUGCAUGCAUUCCAAAAGCCAAUUGCUCAACAUAUACAUCUAAGAUAGCAUGUAAUUCUGGAGGUUUGGAUGGAAUUUGUGUAUUCACUUAAUCAACAGCAACUGGAGCUGCUGCUGGAACUGGAACUUGUGCAUUAAUGACUGCAUGUACCGUUGCUAAUAAUGAUUAAACAGCCUGCUAAGCUGCCAGAGAUAGAUGUUCUUGGACUGCUGCUUCAGGAACUGGAGCAACCGCAGUUGCUAGUAAAUGUGCUACUCAUACUUGUGCUACAAAUUAAGCUACCAACGGAGCUUGUACAAGAUUUUUAAAUUGGGAUAAAAAGACUUAAUAGGUUUGUACUCUAGUAAGCGGAGCCUGCACAGCAACAGAUCCAUCAACAUUGUCUUCAAACGAUUGCUUCUUAGUUUCUGGAUACACAUAUACUUGGAAUGCAUCAACAAGCAAAUGCGGAGUUUGCACAGCAGUUGUAGUUUAACCAAAUACCACAGACAAUAAUACCAACACUACAGAUAAUAACACAACAACAGACUCAGGAUACAUUCUUGGAUUGUCUGUCGUUUUAGGAUAUCUUAUGUUCUGAU